Messenger RNA from Ambispora leptoticha, 540 nucleotides. Lineage: Eukaryota; Fungi; Glomeromycota; Glomeromycetes; Archaeosporales; Ambisporaceae. The record is from the annotation of a GenBank genome assembly.
AUGAAUAAAUGUGCAGCAUUUUCAGUCUCGGGAGCAUUUCAAGAUGUAGAAGAUACAAUAUCAUCUUCGUCGUCGUCAUCUUCUACAAAUAAUUCAACAGAAUCAUCAAAUUCUAAAACAAAUUUAAAUCACGGGGGAACCGUUGGUUCUUUUUCUCGGUCACGUAGUUUCGGUGCAGCAACAGCUGAAAAACCCACUACGCCAUACUUGAUUGUAUCAACACCCGAAGGAAACAAUUUGCAACAAUAUUUCCCAGACGACAAUGAUCAUGAUCUAGAAGGAUCAAGUUCUUCGUUUGAAGAUGGUGAAUCAACAUUAAUCUGGGAUGCAAGUCAAGCGAUGGGUCUAACGGAGGGAGAGACUACAAUUUCCUCGCCUCCGCCUGCCUAUCAACAAUUACCACAAACCAAGAUGAAAAAAUCUAACAAUGGAUCAUCUAGAAAUCGACCACGGGAUCUGUCAGAAAUUCCAGUCCCGUCUCAUCUGAAACUUAGUUCGGCGCCGAGUUCUCCGAGGGAAAAUGAAAAUGAUGAUAUAUAA